Messenger RNA from Pyricularia pennisetigena, 2760 nucleotides. RefSeq lists its product as uncharacterized. The transcript is spliced from 3 exons. The record is from RefSeq and is a predicted model, not a curated record. Lineage: Eukaryota; Fungi; Ascomycota; Sordariomycetes; Magnaporthales; Pyriculariaceae. Bases 1 to 2760 code for a protein of 919 amino acids.
AUGGCGGUGCCUCCCGUCGCCGAAACCAACGAGGAGCGCGCUGUGCGAUUGGCAAUGGAGCGUGACCUUGGUAUUGAGCGCGUUGAGAGUCUUCCUGCAGAAGAUGGAGAAAAGAAAGGAAUCAAGUAUUCCCGUGCUGCCGCAGAUGCUGUCAUGUCUGGUCCUGCUGUGCGGGCAGAAACCAAUGCCUUGUGGCUAAGUGCCAUCGAAGCGGGUGAUUUUGAUGACGAUGACGCAGAGGGGGUCAAGGGUUUGAGUACAAUGGCCCAUGGUCGACUCCACGCCAUUCGAGAAACAACAAACAGCGCUUCACCCCAGCAAUCUUCGCCCUCGCCUGCUCAUCUAUCAUCGAGAGCUAGUAUUGCCAAGAAACCAGCGCCAUAUAGCCCUAAUCAUAACCCGGCAAAGCCUCCUCAGCUCAACAAUGCUCGUCAUAAUAUCACCAGCCAGAGGCCUAAGAGGCGGCGGAAUGUCCCCUCGCCAACCAAUGGAGCCUCUCGUGCUACCGCUGCUAAGGCCGCAUCCCCGGGUCUUACCAAUAAGGCUGCAGCCCCAGGACCUGCCAAUAAGGCUGGGCAGCAUCCACUGGUACAGAAAAAGUCUCAACUAAGCAAUGGUCAUCGUAACACCCAGCCCGCCAAUUCAAGCCUGUUGAGAAACUCGUCAUCGUAUAACUUGGGUCCCACUAAACCACCAAGCACAUCCCAACUCAGUAAUAUAGUUCUCGACGAGAGCGUUCUGUGCCUUCAGGGCGAAACCAUAUUAUACCGUGACGUUGCUUUGUUACAUCAGCAGGCAGGUACAAAACCGCUCCCUUCGAGUGUCAUAUGGCUCGCGAGCGGCAAUGUGGCAGAACCGCAGUUCAUUGUCGUUGUCGAUAAUGCUAUUCUGCAUGAGUACCCACUGUCUUCCUGGAAGACCAGCUGGGGAACUGCACCUGAUCGCGACAUCAAGUUUAGAGACAACUUGGGCAUAGAAACCACCAUUCGCCUGACAUUCAUCAAUCAUACUGCCGUUUCUCUUUUUGUAGAGAAGCAAGAUGAGCUGGCAACGCAGUUCAAAAAACCAAGCACCAUGCGAGACGGAAGUGCGCAACCAAAGCAGACGGUCUCCACUAUGGUUCCUACAACGACUGGAAGUCAUCCGCCCACAGAUACGGGGACUCCAACCAAAUUGAAACCUUCAGGAACCGCAAAAGCUGCGGCGAAUACCAACGAAACCAAAACUGCCCCCUCCAACAAAUCUUCGUCACAGAAAAAGGCUGCAGCUGUUGUGCUCCAAAGUAGCCCGGCGCUUCCGGGUUCAAAGGAAGCAAGUCCACCGGGAGUAAAUGUGUCAAAACAACGAGAUGCUCAGUCACAGACCCCUGACUUGUCCACAUCCGUACCAGGCCCUGCCGAAGGGUCAUUCUCUUCCAGUGACAUCGGCGGUCAGCUCAUCCUGCUUGAAGAUGAUAGGACGGCAGCAGUACGGGGUCCCUCAAGGGACCCGCGAUCUUCGGGUCAUCUGCAGGAGCUGCAUAGCUUAUCUCCCGAGUCACCUUCCAGCAACGCAUUGGUGCUUUACGACGACCAAGCGCACAAGACAGCUGCAGUUGAUCAAGCAGUGACAACUGAUUCUGUGAUUGCAAUGUGUCAGGCCAUCACUGUCCAAGUGGAGCAACUGACACAGGUACACAUUGAUAUGAGCCGUAAAGCCCGAGAUGCUGUCCGCCAGCGUCUUGAUGCCGGCCUCUCAAAGUCCUUCAGAGGCAUCGAAGAUCCAAAGAGGAGUCAUGUCAUUUCCACUCUCAUGCUUCUUUUCGAUGCGGCCACCCGCCAUAAUGGACUUCGUUACUCGGCUGACGAAAUGCAUGACUUGCGUUCCGAUGCCGAGCCACCACGGGGUCAUGAUUAUGAGCAGGCACGCAAAGAUUUGGAUGACCUGGGUGUGAUGAACCCGCUAAGGAAAUCUGAAGUCCACAAGUUGCAGGUCGCACAGGUAGCAGCCAAGCAAACUGAAGACACACCGGGACUUCAAGUCGAAAGCCAGGCCAAAGCCAUCAACGCAUCGGCGGCUGCAGGAGCAUCAUCUACCCUGGUUGAUGCUGAGUCAACUGAAGCCUCGACCUCUUUGCUCGCAGCGGCUGAAAUCUCUGGGGCUGACCAUUCGAGUCCUCGGAUCACAGCGGUUGAUACGAAUGUCUUUGGAAUCGAGACCAAUGACAAUAUGCCUUGCAGUGUGUCCGCUACUCGCGCUUUAUCUCUAAGGAGGCAAUCCAGCCGGUCGAACUCUGUCAGUUCACAAGUGACGCAGGGAGGCAGUCGCCGCGUUGGACUUGCCAGCUCCAGAUGGGCGUCCGGUGCAGCUACUUCGAAUGCUCAUAUCUCUGCAUCACUAAUAAGCAGCAGCCCAGUUCCUAACUCACCAGCCACCACUCGCUCACCCCCAAUCACUUCAGCCCGCCCAACAACAGGAUCUACCUCAGUAAUGUUCAGCUCUCGGUUCGCAGAGUGUAUUCCCAGAACUAGCGCUUUGUUCGACCUUUCCAGCCUCGAAGGAGGCGGCGGUCAAUCACGAGUCCCGAGUGUGGAGUCUGAAAGGUCUGUGGCUGACUCUACUGCUACGGUUAACGCGUUAUUUACUCAGCUUUCUUUGCACAGUCCUGCUGGAGAUGAAUGCCAAGUUCCGGAGCGGCGCUCCCUGGGCCGCGGCGUCAGGAACAUAAAUAUCCCAGUUAGUGAAAGGGGGCUCCGCAAUUCAGACAUUACUUUGAUAUAA